Wallemia mellicola CBS 633.66 is the source of this 291-nucleotide messenger RNA. RefSeq lists its product as hypothetical. NCBI's taxonomy places the organism in Eukaryota, Fungi, Basidiomycota, Wallemiomycetes, Wallemiales, Wallemiaceae. The record is from RefSeq and is a predicted model, not a curated record. The transcript has 2 exons. The coding region runs from base 1 to 291 and encodes 96 amino acids.
AUGGCGCAGGAUUACUCCCAACUGGGACCACCUACAGAGACUUAUUUCGUUUGCGCUCGUAAGGAAGAGAGUGACAAACUUCCGGUUGAUUUAGGCAUAUUUUGUAACCUGAAACCUAACCAACCAAUCCAUAACCGUAACCAACCUAUCCAUAACCGUACCAACAUCGUAGUUCUUUCAACGAGUGGCAGUACCAAGUCCAUCAAAACAUUCAGAUAUAGGGGUGAACAACUGAUUGCUAUCUGUCAUGUCAAUGGUAAUCACUAUGAAGCUUUGAGGGGUACCAAAUAG